AUGGAUGCCCAUGAACUGUCGUUUCGCGAUGGUCACGGAUUCUCUACCUCGACUUUGAAAAAUGAGUCUGCCUCGGAAGGGAAGGCGCUGAAUCUCCCAGGAGAUUCUUCCUUUGCAUCUAUGUUUGGCCCAUCUGAGAUCAUCGAAGAUGUUGAAACGGAGCCCGAAUCUACCCAGGACAAGCCCCACAGUUUCAACACCCAAAAACCAAUACCCGAGAAGCUGGCUGGCAAAAACGUCGCACCAUUUCUCGCCAGGCAUAUCCCCGAACAAUACGCUCCUCUUGGUUCGCAGACUGGACAGAGGGUAGAAAUCAGCAGUGCGAAUUCCAAAUACUGUUAUCGUCACCGACCAGAUCUGAAGUGCAGGCGACAGGCUGACGAACCAACAAUGGACAAGUUACAACGGAUUGCAAAGGAAUUAGAAACACUACCACAGAGUGAUCAGCAAGGCAUCGCGCAUGCUUGGUCGAUUUUUUCUGCGGCCCCGGCGAAGCACCGAAAACUUAUCCUGCAGGGAAUAAUGGCUCAGUGUUGCUUUCCGCAACUGUCUUUCAUCUCCGCAACAGUCCGCGAUUUGAUUCGUAUCGACUUCCUCACAGCUCUCCCUCCAGAAAUCUCCUUCAAAAUUCUAUGCUACUUGGACACCACCUCUCUCUGCAAAGCCGCACAGGUCUCCAGACGUUGGAGAGCGUUGGCCGAUGAUGAUGUAGUUUGGCACCGAAUGUGUGAACAGCAUAUUCAUCGCAAGUGCAAGAAAUGUGGUUGGGGCCUUCCUCUUCUCGACCGUAAAAGGUUGCGUGAAUCUAAGCGCGAAAUCGAACGCCGUGCAGCUACAUGGGAUGUCAGCGAGCAGCCAGCGGAAACCGAAAGCAAUUCGACCACUACCGACACUGCAGCAUCAGGAUCCAAGCGAAAACCUGAAUCGGAUAGCGAAGACACGGCCAUGGUAAAACGUCAGUGCACAUCGAUUGUUUCUCAAUCAGCGCAAAAUGAGGACUACUUUAAAACACGGUACAGACCGUGGAAGGAAGUGUACAAAGAUCGCUUCAAAGUGGGCACAAACUGGAAGUAUGGGCGGUGCUCGAUCAGAGUGUUCAAGGGACACAGUAAUGGCAUUAUGUGUUUGCAAUUCGAGGACAAUAUCCUGGCUACUGGGUCCUAUGAUGCUACCAUCAAAAUCUGGGACACGGAAACAGGCGAGGAGCUUCGCACCCUCAAGGGACACCAAUCCGGCAUUCGCUGUCUUCAAUUCGACGACACGAAAUUGAUUAGUGGCAGCAUGGAUCAUACUCUCAAGGUGUGGAAUUGGCGGACAGGCGAAUGCAUAUCUACCUACUCCGGUCAUCGUGGGGGUGUAGUCGGCCUGCAUUUCGACGCGACUAUCCUUGCAUCUGGGUCUGUAGACAAGACCGUGAAGAUCUGGAAUUUUGAGGAUAAGUCAACUUGUCUUCUGCGGGGGCACACUGACUGGGUCAAUGCGGUCAGAGUGGACUCGGCCUCUCGAACAGUAUUUUCUGCCUCCGACGACUGCACCGUCAAACUCUGGGAUUUGGAUACCAAGUCAUGCAUUAGAACAUUUCACGGGCAUGUUGGUCAGGUGCAGCAGGUUGUUCCACUUCCCAGGGAAUUUGAAUUUGAAGAUCAUGAUGUCGAAUGCGAGAAUGAUAACGUUAGCGUCACCUCCGGCGCCAGUCCAGCUGCUUCUCCACAGGCCAUGCCUGGAUUCGAUGCUCAUACCUCAGAUACUCCCUCUUCUGCUUUUGGCCCAGCUUUCAACGAUGGACGUCCUUCACCACCACGUUACAUAGUAACCAGCGCUCUUGACUCGACCAUUCGGCUGUGGGAGACAUCGUCCGGAAGGUGCUUGCGUACAUUCUUUGGUCACCUGGAAGGAGUGUGGGCUUUAGCGGCCGACACCCUCCGUAUCGUUUCGGGGGCUGAGGAUCGCAUGGUCAAGAUCUGGGAUCCCAGGACCGGCAAAUGCGAGCGCACAUUUACAGGACAUUCAGGGCCAGUGACCUGCAUCGGCCUUGGCGACAGCCGUUUCGCUACAGGCAGCGAAGAUUGCGAAGUGCGCAUGUACAGUUUCCAGACAUGA
Aspergillus pseudoviridinutans is the source of this 2100-nucleotide messenger RNA. Its product is annotated as F-box/WD repeat-containing protein. The coding region runs from base 1 to 2100 and encodes 699 amino acids. The record is from RefSeq and is a predicted model, not a curated record. The transcript is spliced from 2 exons. Gene Ontology annotation, molecular function: protein binding. NCBI's taxonomy places the organism in Eukaryota, Fungi, Ascomycota, Eurotiomycetes, Eurotiales, Aspergillaceae.